Molecule: messenger RNA, 11327 nt
Organism: Nerophis ophidion (straightnose pipefish)
Lineage: Eukaryota; Metazoa; Chordata; Actinopteri; Syngnathiformes; Syngnathidae
Gene: bicdl1
Product: BICD family like cargo adaptor 1
Exons: 10
Coding region: 216-2117 (633 amino acids)
Biological process (GO): vesicle transport along microtubule; Golgi to secretory granule transport
Source: RefSeq, a predicted model, not a curated record
UGCAGCGGGAUCGCGCUCAUCUUCCCUCCAGACUGACAUCUCCUGAGCAGCAGCGGGCAGUAAUGGAGCCGCCGGAAGGACACUGCGACGGGGUGGCCGCUGACCAGCACACCGUGUGGAUUCUACUCGGAUAAUAACACUCCUUUUCAUUCGCUCACAGCCAGACUGCACUGAACGACGAGCAAGGGACGUCGUCAGAGAGGCCGGGAGAAUGAAUGAAUAUUCCGCUACAAGCCGGUCGAGUCAGCCCAACCCAGUCCGAGCUGGGUGGGUUCAUCCGGCGUAAAAGCAGCCACCUUCCACCGGUGAUGUCUGCCUUCUGCCUCGACCUGAACACGCCCGGAGGGGUGAGUCCAGCACCGCUGGAGCUGGACAGCGACACCAUGGAGCCGCGCCACAGCCCGGCGAGCCACCAGCCCGGCGGCCGCCCGAUGCUUCACGCCGGCUCCGGAGGCCUCGGCGUGGCGCUGGAGGAGGAGCUGGCCAUGCUGGGGGAGAAGCAGGGCGAGGAGGAAGAGCUCCCGGUGGUCCACAACGCAGACUUGCGCUCCCUUUUCCGCCAAAAGGAGAAAGAUUUGCUCUUGGCUGCCAAACUCGGCAAGGCUUUGUUGGAAAGGAACCAAGACUUGAGCAAGCAAUAUGAGAAAAUGCACAAAGAUCUCAACGACAAAUUAGAGCACUUGGAGCAGGAGAAGCAUGAGUUGCGUUGGCGUCUGGAAAGUCGAGAGGGGGUGUGGGAGAGUCGCGUGGCCGAGUUGGAGAGCGACGUUCAGCAGCUGCAAGGAGAUCUGGAGCGACACCAGGUCCAGUUGAGAGAAACUGACCGGGACAAAACCAAGGCCAUCAGUGAACUGUCAGAACAGAACCAUAGAUUGCGGGACCAACUUCAAAAGGCUGCUGAGGUGGAGAGGCAGCUAACCAUUCAGGUCCAUUCAUUACGGGAUGACUUCAGGGAGAAGAAUACGUCUGCCAGCCAGCACAUGACACGACUAGAAAUACUACAAGCCGAAAUUAAAAUGCUGUCGGAGAGGAAGAUGGAGCUGGAACGGCGGAUGCAGGUCGUGCUGGAGGAGAAAGAAGUGCUUAGGAAUACCGUAGAAGACCUCAGAGAGAAGACGCUGGUGUUGGAGAGGCAGUGUCACGAGAAAGACCAACAGUUGCAGCAGAGUCAGGUGGCGCUUCUGGAGGUUCAGUUGUCCCACAGACAGCUUGCAGCUCAACUAGAGGAGCUAACAGAGGAGAACAGCCUGCAAAGCCUCACCCCUCACCGGUCUAGCCUAUUGUGUGAGAUAGAACAAAGUAUGGAACAGGAGGAGCAGGAGAGGGAGCAGCUGCGUCUUCAACUAUGGCAGGCCUACUGUGAGGUGCGCUCACUGUGCUCCCAUCUCCGGGGUAACGACGUCACAGACUCUGCGCUAUCCACAGAUUCUUCCAUGGACGAGUCCUCGGAGACGUCCUCAGCCAAGGACGUACCUACUGGGAGCCUUCAUGCCAACCUGCUAGAACUACGCAGGCUGACACAGAACCUGCUUGAUGGGAACGAGUCCACGGGUUCUCGGCACAGUGAUGAGGAAGCUUUGGAAGAACAAUUGAGGAAGCUUGGAGAAGAACUAAGAGAAGUCCGAGAACUGUAUGAAGUCGAGCAGGACAAGGCGCACAACAGUAAAAAGGAGCUGCUACAGCUGCACAAUCAGAUGACGCUGCUCUCGGUAGAAAUGUGUUCCCUCCAAGAGGAGACUGAGCUGAUGAGGACCAUGGCUGAGGUCCGAGAGCCCAGCGAGCAGCUCCAGAGUGCAAUCAAAGACAGAGAUGAGGCCAUUGCAAAGAAGAAGGCAGUGGAGAUGGAGCUGGCCAAGUGUAAAAUAGACAUCAUGUCUUUAAAUAGUCAGCUUCUGGACGCCAUCCAACAGAAGCUCAACCUAUCACAGCAGCUGGAAGCCUGGCAGGAUGACAUGCACAGAGUGAUUGACCAGCAGUUGAUGGACAAGCACCAGGACGAGUGGCGGUCUCCUCACCCCUCGGGGUCGUCGAGGGCUCACGGCGCCCAGUCCUCCAGACGAGCUCUCCGCAUCUCCGACAGGGACAGAAGACUCUUUUCUUUUUUCAAAAAGAAUUAAGGGAGACAAAGAAAAAGCCAGGCAAGGUCCCGCCGAAGAAGGGAGUGGCGUGACAGCACAGGUGUAAAGACCACCCAAACACACACACACACACACACACACAUCCUGUCUGAUUGGGAUUAUUUGUUCUCAGUGAAAUGGUAACAACUUGAUUUGGAAGUAGGACUUGAUGUGAUUUCCACUGAGGAAAGUUUCCUAGUAGUGCCUAAAUGAUCCAUUGCUUCUUCCUGCCAGCUCCGUAGGACAGGGGUCCCCAACCACCGGUCCAGGGACCACCACUGUUCUGCCACGCAUUUGCUACCGAGAAACAUUUAAUUAUUUAUUAAUGAGCGCAUUUUCUCCAAUUGAACUUUUGCCAGUCUCACUACACACCAGUCAGUUUGCUCAUAGAUGCACGCAUGAAACUCUGCCAUUUCUUAAAUCUUUGUUACAUGGAACAAUGCACAUUAGUGAACAUAAGUAAAUGGCUAAACAACAUCUGCAGUCCCCAGCAGGUUGAUAGUAUAUAAUAUUUACAUGGUAUAUAAUAUAUACAGGCGGGUUGAUGGUAUAUAAUAUAUAGAGGCAGGUAUAUAAUAUAUACAGGUUGAUGGUAUAUAAUAUAUUGAGUCGGGUUGAUACAGUAGAUAUAUAUAUAUAUAUAUAUAUAUACAUAUAUACACACACAGGCAGGUUGCUGGUAUAUAAUAUAUAGAGGCAGGUAUAUCAUAUAUACGGGCUGAUGGUAUAUAAUAUAUACAGGCAAGUUGAUGAUAUAUAAUAUAUAGUGAAGUGAAUUAUAUUUAUAUAGCGCUUUUCUCGAGUGACUCAAAGCGCUUUACAUAGUUAAACCCAAUAUGUAAGUUACACUUAAACCCGUGUGGGUGGCACUGGGAGCAGGUGGGCGAAGUGUCUUGCCCAAGGACACAACAGCAGUGACUAGGAUGGCGGAAGCGGAUUUCGAACCUGUAACCCCUCAAGAUGCUACCACGGCCGAUCUACCAACCGAGCCACGCCGCCCCAUUUGAACGAUAAGAAUUUGGAAUGUUAUGAGAAUAAAUUCCUACAGAAAUUAAUGUUACAGGAAUAAAGACAGAAUUUUUUUUUUCAAUGUCGCCAUUUUGAAAAUAAAUUAACGUAAAAAAAAUGUUUCUUUAUUACAUAGUACUUUAAUUUGAAUUGGCUUUUUUUUUUUUUUCCCCAAAGACCCGAAUUUGACCAAAAAAAGUCAAAUUUGCUCGGGAAUUAAGUUAUUUCUGUUAAAGAAAUGUCAUAAAGUAAAACAAAUAAAUACAAAUGUAAUUUUAACAUGAUUUUUGUGAUAUAGUCAUAAUCCUAGAAGAAUACCGUUGCGUGUUUUUCUUUAAAAAACUAUUACGAUAAUAAUGUCCUAAUUUUAAAAUGAUCAUAGUCUUAUAUAUAGAGGCAGGUUGAUGGUAUAUAAUAUAUAGAGGCAGGUAUAUAAUAUAUACAGGUUGAUGGUAUAUAAUAUAUAGAGGCAGGUAUAUAAUAUAUACAGGUUGAUGGUAUAUAAUAUAUAAAAGCAGGUUGAUGGUAUGUAAUAUAUAGAGGCAGGUUGCUGGUAUAUAAUAUAUAGAGGCAGGUAUAUAAUAUAUACAGGUUGAUGGUAUAUAAUAUAUAGAGGCAGGUAUAUAAUAUAUACAGGUUGAUGGUAUAUAAUAUAUAGAGGCAGGUAUAUAAUAUAUACAGGUUGAUGGUAUGUAAUAUAUAGAGGCAGGUUGAUGGUAUAUAAUAUAUAAAAGCAGGUUGAUGGUAUGUAAUAUAUAGAGGCAGGUUGCUGGUAUAUAAUAUAUAGAGGCAGGUUGCUGGUAUAUAAUAUAUAGAGGCAGGUAUAUAAUAUAUACAGGUUGAUGGUAUAUAAUAUAUACAGGGUGAUGGUAUAUAAUAUAUACAGUACAUACAAUAAACCUGCUGGGGAAGUCUCAUCACAAAGAAAUAAGCUCCCAUUAAUUCAGGGUUAUGGUGAGUUGUAUUUUUCAUUAAACUCACUACUGAAACCCACUACUACCGACCACGCAGUCUGAUAGUUUAUAUAUCAAUGAUGAAAUAUUAACAUUGCAACACAUGCCAAUACGGCCUUUUUAGUUUACUAAAUUGCAAUUUUAAAUUUCCCGCGAAGUUUCGUGUUGAAACCGUCACGGUAUGAUGUUUGUGUUUGUGACGUCACCGGUUGUAGCGGACAUUAUUUUCCAGCCCGAUAAAAGCUAUAAGUAGUCUGCUUUAAUCACAUAAUUACACAGUAUUCUGGACAUCUGAGUUGCUGAAUCUUUUGCAAUUUGUUCAAUUAAUAAUGGAGAAGUCAAAGUAGAAAGAUGGAGGUGGGAAGCUUUUAGCCUUUAGCCACAAAAACACAGCCGGUGUUUCCUUGUUUUAAAUUCCCGAAGAUGAAGCUUUACUAUGGAUCAGAGUGGUCAAGCGAACAUGGAUCCGGACUACUUGUCAACCGGCGGUUUUCGGUGAGAAAAUUGUGGUAAUAAGUCGCCUCUUACCGUAGACAUCAGCGGAGCUUCCGUACUGCUGCAGCUGUCAUGACUUCCCUCAGAGACUCUGGCUAUUUAAUCUCACUAAAACACUAGUAACACAAUAAGCAGAUAAGGGAUUUUCCAGAAUUAUCCUAGUAAAUGUGUCUAAUAACAUCUGAAUCGCUCCUACUGCAAUCGGCUUUUUUUUUUCCACUUUUUUUUUUCUAGUCCUUCACUCUAAAUUUCCUCAUCCACGAAUCUUUCAUCCUCGCUCAAAUUAACGGGGAAAUUGUCGCUUUCUCGGUCCGAAUCGCUCUAGCUGCUGCUGGCUAUGAUUGUAAACAAUGUUCAGAUGUGAGGAGCCCUACAACCCGUGACGUCACGCGCACAUUGUCUGCGACUUCCGGUACAGUCAAGGCUUUUUUAUUAGCGACCAAAAGUUGCGAACUUUAUCGUCCAUGUUCUCUUCUAAAUCCUUUUAGCAAAAAUAUGGCAAUAUUGCGAAAUUAUCAAUUAUGACAUGUAGAAUGGACCUGCUAUCCCCGUUUAAAUAAAAAAAUCUCAUUUCAGUAGGCCUUUAAAUUUAACUGCAUUUGUCUGCCACGCGUGGAAGUGUGGUAAUGAAGGCCGGUCUGUGGUAAUGAAGGCCGGUCUGUGAUGACGAUGCCACAUUAAAUCGGUCCCUGGUGCAAACAAUGUUGGGGACCCCUGCUGUGGGAGGUAACACUUUAAAUGUCUCUCCUCGCCCACACAGUGGACAUGUUAGAGCAGCUUGGAAACAGAAUGUUAACAUGGUAGCAUCUUCUUGGCACGCUCUGUUUCCAUUUGCACACUUCAACAAGUAUAUUAUGACUUCCAUAAGUAUACUAGUAGGACUUCAAUAUGUAUACUACGACUUCAAUAAGUAUACUGUGACUUUAACAAAUAUACUGUGACUUCAAUAAGUAUAUAAUAUGACAUCAACAAUAUACAAUGACUUCAAUAAGUACACUAUGACUUCAACAAGUACACUACUACUUCAAUAAUUUAAUCUAGACUUCAACAUGUAUAGUUAAGUUAAAGUACCAAUGAUUGUCACACACACACGAGGUGUGGCGAAAUUAUUCUCUGCAUUUGACCCAUCACCCUUGAUCACCCCCUGGGAGGUGAGGGGAGCAGUGAGCAGCAGCAGUGGCCGCGCCUGGGAAUCAUUUUUGGUGAUUUAACCCCCUAAUUCCAUCCCUUGACGCUGAGUGCCAAGCAGGGAGGUAAUGGGUCCCAUUUUUAUAGUCUUUGGUAUGACUCGGCCGGGGUUUGAACUCACGACCUAUCGAUCUCAGGGCGGACACUCUAACCGAAUGACUGCAAUGUGGAUUUUAUGACUUCAACAAUAUACUAUGAUUUCAAUAAGUAUACUAUGACUUGAAGAAGUAUACUAUGACCUCAAUAAAUAUGUUUUGACAUAAUUUACAAUGACUUCAAAAAGGAAAAUCAGGACUUCAAUAAGUGUACAUUCAAAACCUCAAAAAUAAAUACUAUGACUUCAACAAGAAUAGUAUGACUUCAAUGUAUAUGUAUAUACUGUGACUUCAACAAGUAUAUUAUGACAACACUAUACAAUGACUUCAAUAAGUAUACUAUGACAAUAUACCAUGACUUCAAUAAGUAUACUAUGACUUCAACAAGUAUAUUAUGACAAUAUACCAUGACUUCAAUAAGUAUACUAUGACUUCAACAAGUAUAUUAUGAUAAUAUACCAUGACUUCAAUAAGUAUACUGGGACUUCAACAAGUACACUUUGACUUCAAUAAGUAUAUCAUGACAAUAUACCAUGACUUCAAUAAGUAUACUAUGACUUCAAUAAGUAUACCAUGACUUCAACAAGUAUACUAUGACUUCAAUAAGUAUAUCAUGACAAUAUACCAUGACUUCAAUAAGUAUACUAUGACUUCAAUAAGUAUACCAUGACUUCAAUAAGUAUACCAUGACUUCAACAAGUAUACUAUGACUUCAAUAAGUAUAUCAUGACAAUAUACCAUGACUUCAAUAAGUAUACCAUGACUUCAACAAGUAUACUAUGACUUCAAUAAGUAUAUUAUGACAAUAUACCAUUGUAUGACUGCAAGGUGUAUUCUACGACUUCAACAAUAUACAACGACUUCAACAAGUAUACUAUGAUUUUAAUAACGACACUAUGACUUAAACAAGUAUACUAAGUAUGUUUUGACUUAAAUAUACAAUGACUUUAAUAAGGAAAGUUACGACUUCAAUAAGUGUAGUAUGACAUAACUUAUGUCAUAGUAUAUUUAUCAAAGUCAUAGUGCACUCAAAACGUCGAAAAAAUACUAUGACUUCAACAAGAAUAGAAUGACUUCAAUGUAUGUACUGUGACUAAAACAAGUAUACUGUGACUUCUACUAGUAUACUAUGACUUCAACAACUUUACUAUGACUUCAACAACUUUACUAUGGCUUCAACACGUUUACUAUGCACACUGUGUACUUAAUCACUGAGAGCGUGAAUGUUGACAGCGUAGUGUUAUCUUCAGUAGUGGUUUUAGGUCGGGGCCACGGAGACUCUCUCUCUGUCGCGCCUCAAGGAUGAGGGAGGGAAAAAAACCUCAAAAGAUCAGAAGCAGUGUGUCAGAAAUAGCCCCCCCGCCCCGCUACUGCUCGCAUGAAGUGGAGGAAACUAAGCCAAUGAGAGCCGAUGAGCAAUUUUAGAAGCGUUUGAUUGGUUAGCCGGUUGACACGUUUGAGUGCUACUCAGGGACGAGCCGUUGUUAGAAAUGACGACGAUUGGCCAAAACGUAAUUAAGACAAAGAGUCAAGGUUGUAGUGCUUGGUUGAAUUGGGGAGAAUGAGUAGCGCCUGAAAGAGAUGAAAUGCUCUAAUUAAAAGAAAUAACGAACACGAAUCACUACCUGCUGGUCUAAGUCAAUCACUGCCGUUUUGCACUUACUUCAGUUGACUAUUACGAUAUUUACUCCUUUUGUCUUUUCAUUGGUCUCUCCUUGUAAGUGGUGCCAAGAUGUUGACUAUCAAGGGUGGUGAGUGAGGAUGCAUUGCUGCGCGCUCGCCACCGGGGGGCGUGGUGAGUGCAACUGUACGGCCAGUGCACUGCAUUUAGGCCAGGGGUCGGCAACCCAAAAUGUUGAAAGAUCCAUAUCGGACCAAAAAUAAAAGCCAUAUUACAUACAGAUAGUGUGUCAUGAGACAUAAAUUUAAUUAAGAGGACUUAAAGGAAUCUAAAUGAGCUCAAAUAUAGCUACAAAUGAGGCAUAAUAAUGCCAUAUGUACAGAAACCGAGCCUAAGUAGCAUGUUAGCAUCGAUUAGCUUGCAGUGACCAAACAUGUCUGGUUAUCACUCCACACGAGUCAAUAACAUCAACAAAACUCACCUUAGCGCGUUCACGCGCGACAUUAAAAGUUUGGUGGACAAAAUGAGACAGAAAAAGAAGUGUCAUAAAACACGUCUUAGAAAGUCGGAGAAAAUUAUACAUGUAAACAAACUACGGUGAGUUCAAGGACCGCCAAAAUUAGUAGUGUUCGCUAAACAGUUGAAUCAGUGAAGCAUAUUUAAUAUAAACAGUGUGCUUUAUAACAAUUAGGGAAGUUUGUGUCAUGUUUGUCCUCCUACUGAAACUAUAUUAAAACAUCUUUUUCCAUUUUUCAUACAUUUUUGAAAAAGCUCCAGAGAGCCACUAGGGCGGCGCUUCUAGAGCCACGGGUUGCCGACCCCCGCCCUAGGGUAAACUGGAUCACACAUGGCACACUGACAAAGCUUAACCGAUUGUUACUACAACAAUCUACUAGGUUAAUAUAGGUUGCUUCUCUUUUUUCUCCUCCAAUUUUCUGCUUUCUUUUGUAACUUUAGUUAUUAUUAUGUAUAUGUAUAGUUGCAUUUGAACAACAACAUCAACAAAACUCACCUUUGUGCAUUCACGCACGACAUUAAAAGUUUGGCGGACAAAAUGAGACAGAAAAAGAAGUGGCUUAGAAAGUCUCACUACGGCAGGGGUCACCAACCUUUUUGAAACCAAGAGCUACUUCUUGGGUACUGAUUAAUGCAAAGGGCUACCAGUUUGAUACACACUUAAAUAAAUUGCCAGAAAUAGCCAAUUUGCUCAAUUUACCUUUAAUAAAUAAAUCUAUAUUUAUAAAUAAAUUGUAUUUCUGUCUGUCAUUCCAUCGUACAUUUUUUUUCCUUUUACAGAAGGUUUUUUGUAGAAAAUAAAUGAUGAAAAAAAUCACUUAUUUGAACGGCUUAAAAGAGGAGAAAACAUGAAAAAAAUUACAAUUAAAUUUUGAAACAGUUUAUCUUCAAUUUCGACUCUUUAAAAUUCAAAAUUUAACUGAAAAAAGGAAGAGAAAAACUAGCUAAUUCGAAUAUUUUUGAAAAAAUAAAAAAUAUAAUUUAUGGAACAUCAUUAGCAAUUUUCCCUGAUUAAGAUUAAUUUUAGAAUUUUGAUGACAUGUUUUAAAUAGGUUGAAAUCCAAUCUGCACUUUGUUAGAAUAUAUAACAAAUUGGACCAAGCUAUAUUUCUAACAAAGACAAAUCAUUUCUUCUACAUUUUCCAGAACUAAAAUUUUAAAAGAAAUUCGAAAUACUUUGAAAUAAGAUUUAAAUUUGAUUAUACAGAUUUGCCAGAAUUUUUUUUUUAAAUUUUAAUCAUAAGUUUGAAGAAAUAUUUCACAAAUAUUCUUCGUCGAAAAAACAGAAGCUAUAGUGAAGAAUUAAAUUAAAAUUUAUUAAUUAUUCUUUACAAUUAAAAAAAAAAUUACUUUAACAUUGAUUUAAAUUGUCAGGAAAGAAGAGGAAGGAAUAUAAAAAGGUAAAAAGGUAUGUUUUUAAAAGUCCUAAAAUCAUUUUUAAGGUUGUAUUUUUUCUCUAAAAUUGUCUUUCUGAAAGUUAUAAGAAGCAAAGUAAAAAAAUAAAUGAAUUUAUUUAAACAAGUGAAGACCAAGUCUUUAAAAUAUUUUCUUGGAUUUUCAAAUUCUAUUUGAGUUUUGUCUCUCUUAGAAAUUAAAAAUGUCGAGCAAAGCGAGACCAGCUUGCUAGUAAAUAAAUACAAUUUAAAAAAUAGAGGCAGCUCACUGGUAAGUGCUGCUAUUUGAGCUAUUUUUAGAACAGGCCAGCGGGCGACUCAUCUGGUCCUUACGGGCGACCUGGUGCCCGCGUUGGUGACCCCUGCACUACGGUGAGUUCAAGGACCGCCAAAAUUAGUAGGAUAAAACGGCGCUGGCCAAAUACUCGCAUUACUGAAGCAUGUUUAAUACAAACAGUGUGCUUUAGAACAAUUAGGGAGGUCUAUGUCAUGUUUGUCCUCUGACAGAAACCAUAUUAAAGCAAAAAAAUUUUUUUAUACAUUUUUGAAAAAGCUCCAAAGGGCCACUAGGCUGCCGACCCCUAAUUUAGGUUAAUAAGCGUUUAGGAUACAUUGAAGUGUGCCGAUGGAAACACCGCCGUGAAGUCCAAGCUGUUUCUUUGAUGGCUUUAUUUCUUUCCUUGGGAGAUCAGCACGUCAUGAAUGUCACCAGCCAUCAAUAUAUCUUUUAUCAUCAGCACUCAAGCACUUUGUCAUUUUCUGAAUUUUUUUUUUUUGGGGUUGGAGGGGGACUUCGAAGCUAAUAUAUACAACUAAAGCUCUGUGUAUCCUGUUUUUCCAACAAAAGCAGAACAGAAGUAGAGUACAUUGACGGAUGCAAUAAACAAUCAAAGAUAAUAAAAUUCUCUACGGCAUGGUGGACAUGUUUCAUUAAAGGGAAGAUUGGAAUGUUGGUCGCCGACAUGUCAACAAACAUUUUCUUGGUGGAUUACUUUGACAUUUCAAAAGAGGUGUUGAAUAUUGCACAAAUGAAAUAUUGUCUAAAUUGCUUAUUGAUUGGAUUGGAAUAAUGUUAGCAUCUUCAAUGUACAAACCCCGUUUCCAUAUGAGUUGGGAAAUUGCGUUAGAUGUAAAUAUAAACGGAAUACAAUGAUUUGCAAAUCAUUUUCAACCCAUUUUCAGUUGAAUAUGCUACAAAGACAACAUAUUUGAUGCUCGAACUGAUAAAAAAAUGUUUUAUUGCAAAUAAUCAUUAACUUUAGAAUUUAAUGCCAGCAACAUGUAACAAAGUAGUUGGGAAAGGGCAUGUUCACCACUGUGUUACAUCACCUUUUCUUAUAACAACACUCAAUAAACGUUUGGGAACUGAGGAAACUAAUUAUUGAAGUUUUGAAAGUGGAAUUCUUAGUAGAUCUAACACAAUUUCCCAACUCAUAUGGAAACGGGGUUUCUAUUAAAGUGACCCCCCCCAAACAUCCUUUCAUUUUUCUGUAUGACAACUGUUUUUCUGGAAAAGACUUGAUUUUGUUGACAAGACGUCGUCCUCUUUUAUCUUGAACAUUUUUCCUCGCCGACCAAAUCCUCAGAAAUGUUUACAUGGACGUGAGAACAAAAGACAAACCACCACAUCGCUCCGAUUGUUCCUCCACUGCAGCUUCUUUAUUGUUCAUAUCAUUAAAAAGUUGUGUUGAUUUUGACAACACGAUAUUGGAAGAAGAAAAGAAAAAAAUGUUUACCUCCAUCCUCACCGCUUCAUGAACGCUUUGAGUUCCAUUUUGGCCCGUAAGAACCCACUUAGAACACUUCGAAUGUCGUAAAAUAUAGUCCUGUGCAACUUGCUUAGAACUAUAGUUUCAGUCCUUAAGUGGAAACAUGUUAGAGGUGGUCAUGUGACAGCAUACUUGCUAACCUUGAGACCUCUGAAUUCAGGAGAUUGGGGU